Molecule: messenger RNA, 2502 nt
Organism: Centropristis striata (black sea bass)
Lineage: Eukaryota; Metazoa; Chordata; Actinopteri; Perciformes; Serranidae
Product: proton myo-inositol cotransporter-like
Exons: 12
Coding region: 368-2374 (668 amino acids)
Biological process (GO): transmembrane transport
Cellular component (GO): membrane
Molecular function (GO): myo-inositol:proton symporter activity
Source: RefSeq, a predicted model, not a curated record
AUACAUUAAAAUAACAAAAAAGACAUUGCCACUUUUUAAAAAUAAAAGAUAGUUAUAGUACAGAGAUAACUGGGCCAUCAUAGGCUAUUAUAAAAUAUUUCGGGACAGUUUGAUCAUACUGAACAAAUUUAAUAUCUAUUAGGGCUGUUUGACAAGGGUGAUAAAGUAAACUCAGGUGUGAGAAUCACUGGAGGCUCAGGUAGAUUGAUUACAAUGAAAAGGGGCGUGCUCCUCUUCUGCAGACUAGAUCAUAUGAUCUGAAUCCUUCGGACAAACUUCCCGUUUAUUGAAGAGGAUUCAAGCUGCAGCAGAGUUCCAGAAUAAGCUUUUACAAAGCAGCAGCCGGGAUGAAUACAGCCUGAAGUACAUGAGCGGCUCUAUGGGCAGCAGGAGGCAGAAAGCAGCGGAUGAUGGAGAGCAUCUCAUCGAGCCUCCGUCCUCCUCCUCCGGUGGGGAUCCGCUGGACCAGGACGCCCCCACGCCGGGGUUCGUGUACCUGCUGGCGGUCUUCUCCGCCCUGGGAGGCUUCCUCUUCGGGUAUGACACCGGGGUGGUGUCCGGGGCCAUGCUGCUCCUGAAGAAGGAGAUGGACCUGAGCGCUCUGUGGCAGGAGGUGCUGGUGUCCAGCACCGUGGGGGCGGCGGCGCUCUCCGCCCUGGCUGGAGGCCCCCUGAACGGCUGGCUGGGCCGCAGGGUCUGCAUCCUGCUGGCCAGCUUCAUCUUCAGCGUCGGGGGCGUCAUCCUGGCUGUGGCCCCGGGCAAGGAGGUGCUUCUGGUGGGCAGGAUCACCGUUGGACUGGGCAUAGGCAUUGCCUCUAUGACUGUUCCUGUAUACAUCGCUGAAGUUUCCCCGCCUCACCAGAGAGGUCAGCUGGUCAUCAUCAACUCCGCCUUCCUCACUGGAGGCCAGUUUGUGGCCAGUGUGAUCGACGGAGCGUUCAGCUACCUGAGACACAACGGCUGGAGGUACAUGCUGGGUUUGUCCGUCAUCCCGGCGGCGCUGCAGUUCGUCGGCUUCAUCUUCCUGCCCGAGAGCCCCCGCUGGCUCCUGCAGAAGGGCCGCAGCCAGGAGGCCCGUCAGAAUCUGAUCCGGAUCAGAGGAGGCCGCAGCGUGGACGAGGAGUACGACGCCAUCAGGAGCAGCAUCGAGGACGAGCAGAAAGAGGCGGGUGCAGGAGGUCUUGUUAUUCUGCGGAUCCUCCGCUACGGUCCGACCCGCAGGGCUCUCAUCGUGGGCUGCGGCCUGCAGAUGUUUCAGCAGCUGUCUGGGAUCAACACCGUCAUGUACUACAGUGCGACCAUCCUGCAGAUGGCCGGGGUUCGGGAUGUUAAACAGGCCAUCUGGUUGGCUGCUGCAACUUCUGCCACCAACUUUGUGUUCACCCUGGUUGGAUUGUGGCUGGUGGAGAGAGUCGGCCGCAGGAAGCUGACCCUGGGCAGUCUGUUAGGUACGGGUCUGAGUCUGACUUUAUUGGCAGUCGGGUUCUUAUUGUCUGCUCAGUAUUCUCCGCCCGUCACGCUCCACCCGGUCGGCCCUCAGAACUCAACCUGCAGACUUUACGGGUCGUGUGAACUCUGCAUGUUGGAUCCAGAUUGUGGAUUUUGUUACCGUGGCAACAGCUCCUCAGUGUUCGACUCCUCCUGCGUUCCUGUCAGUCAAUCGUCCACAGAUCACGCCGCCUGGGGAAGGUGUAGCGAGCAGACGGAGGGACCAGGCAGCCCCAUCUGGGCCUACAACUUCUGUCCCACAUCCUUCUCCUGGCUGGUCCUGCUGGGCCUCAUCCUCUACCUGGCCUUCUUCGCUCCAGGGAUGGGUACGAUGCCGUGGACUGUGAACUCUGAGAUCUACCCUCUGUGGGCUCGCAGCACCGGGAACGCCUGCUCAGCCGGCGUCAACUGGAUCUUCAACGUCCUCGUGUCUCUGAGCUUCCUGCACGCCGCCCAGUACCUCACCUACUACGGAGCGUUCUUCAUGUACGUGGGUCUGGUGCUGCUGGCGCUGCUCUUCGUGCUGGGCUGCCUCCCGGAGACCAAAGGCCUGCAGCUGGAGGACGUGGACCACCUGUUCUCCGGUCGCCUCUGCUCCUGCGGAUCCUCGUCACCUAGCAACAGCCACGUCCACUACAUCCGGCAAGGCCCGGCCCAGUACGGAGCGGUGGGCUCGGACUCUGCUAUAGCCUUUAUAACUGUAAGUACGGCAACAAGGAGAAUAACGUUUCUGCUGUGCUACAAAUUUUGCCUUUUUAAUUCUCAAUUUUUUUGUAUUUGCAGCUCAGAUAACGGUGACCAAGUAGCCCUCGAGUACUUUAAACAGAACAACUUUAUUCACAAAAUGCUGUUUGCACACUUUAAUCAAUGCAAAUUUGCAUUUUAAUAUCUAAAAACUGAAGAAGAUUAUAAAGAAGAAGUUUUCUGAUGCAGCUCUGUUUUUACUGCAGUGCAAACUAGAUAUUGACAUUUCUGUGCAGCUGAUGUUCCUUCUCAAAUGUUUUUAUUCAAGAA